CACACCGUUUCAUUGCAUUGCCAUUUCAUCAAGACACAUCUCCAUCUCCCCGACACCUUACCACUGCCUUCCGAAAACGAUCGUGUCUCUGACUGCUCCAACAUCUGAGUGCUCGGCGUCCUGUUUCUCCACCAUGCUCUACAUAACCUGAGGAUCAAGAGCAGGCAAAGACAUGUCUGAAACAACCAGCGUGGCAAUGCUAUUUCCCCGGUCGCCCUACCUUUGUUCAAGAUCGCUAAUGUCCCUUCGUUUGGCGCUGUAACUCAAUAUCUGCGUCCCAAAUCGCCAAUCCAGAACUCAGGCAAAUGCGCUCAAUCCCCCGAGAAAAGGCAAGGUAAUCUUCCUUCGCAAAAUCUUCCUUCGCAACUUGCUACGCCCCAGCUCGACUCUCAGAUCGCCCUCACGACCCCAGGCGAAGAGAACAACAAGGCCUCCCAGUACCUUCCCACGCAGGAGAGUGACACGAUCGCUCAUCGACACUUUCCCAUCCCAGGCACAGCAGCAUCUUUCUGCUUUCCAAACAUCACGGCACGUAGUAAUGGCUCGUCACAACCGGACGUACGACGUAUGCAUCCUCGUCGUCACCAUCUUCAUCUUGAUCAUGAUCAAGCUUCUUAUCAGAGACCCCGGAGACCUUCCGAAAGGCCAUACUCCCGAGGUCAAGAUCGAGUACUCGCCGACUCAGGCGGCCAUGUGGCCGCAAUGGCAGGACGACAAGGUGGGUUGGGGCAAUGACCAAUCUCACGGAUGAUAUGAAGACGUUGGUCCCUUGC
Molecule: messenger RNA, 773 nt
Organism: Pseudocercospora fijiensis CIRAD86
Lineage: Eukaryota; Fungi; Ascomycota; Dothideomycetes; Mycosphaerellales; Mycosphaerellaceae
Exons: 2
Coding region: 539-751 (70 amino acids)
Source: RefSeq, a predicted model, not a curated record